Molecule: messenger RNA, 2277 nt
Organism: Purpureocillium lilacinum
Lineage: Eukaryota; Fungi; Ascomycota; Sordariomycetes; Hypocreales; Ophiocordycipitaceae
Source: RefSeq, a predicted model, not a curated record
AUGCAGUACGUGCGCAACCUCAGCGACUCCGUCUCGACAGCCUGGAACUCCAUAAACCCGGCCACUCUCAGCGGUGCUAUCGAUGUCAUCGUCGUUGAACACGAGGAUGGCGACCUGUCAUGCUCACCCUUCCACGUCCGCUUCGGCAAGUUUUCGCUCCUGCGGCCAUAUGAGAAGAAGGUCGAGUUCAGAGUCAAUGGAGUCAAGCAAGACUACUCCAUGAAGCUCGGCGAGGGGGGCGAGGCUUUCUUCGUCUUCGAGACCACGGAAAACAUCCCCGAGUCACUCCAGACCUCGCCGCUCGUCUCGCCCGCGAGCAGCCCGCCCUUGCAGCCGACUCAGCCUGAUCUCCGUGACCCGGAGCCUCUGGAGCUGGAUGAUGGGACAUUGCGGCAGCGCAGGCCGCCGCCCGCUGUCAUCCACCAGCCUGGCGAGAACGGCAUGCUGACACCAGCCUCUACGUCUCCAGCCCUGUCCAAAGCUCGACCUGCGUCGGGCGACUGGUCUGCAACCCUGACGAGACCCCACAGCGACGACCUCCUUCGACAAUCCGCGCGCGCCGCUGAGCGCGACGAGAACCGGCCUGCCGAAGGAGCGAGCGUGGACAUGUCCGAGAGGUCGCACAGCCCACCGCCACUCCCGACAAAGGAGGCCCUCGAGCGAGCCGCGACCCUAUCCAAAGAGCUUUCGGCGGCCAACAUCCCAACAAAGGUCACGGAGACGGGAGACCUCAUGCUGGACAUGACGGGCUUCAAGAGCAGCGAAGAGGAUAUGCUUCGAGCCGAAGUCCUUGCCCGAAAAGUCUUGUCGGAGGAGCUGGAUGGCAACUACGACAUUGGCGCCCUGUUUGGCUUCGACGAGGAGGGCAACCUCUGGAUCUACACGAGCGAGGAGGCGAAGCAGGCGGCCAUGAACAAGACGAUAGAGUCGUCUCUGCAGGCCCACCGCCAGGCCGUGGCUGCUGAUGCCGUUUCCGACCCCGGCUACCAGAGCGAUGGCAGUGACGAGACCGCGGCCCCUCAUCCCCCGUCGCAUCGGCGUUCCGAGUCGGACGCAGGCCCGUCGGGCAUGCAGACGCCGCCGCGAACACCACCCGAGUCGGCUCCGGCUGGUGAUCCGAACCGCAACUACGCCAAGACCUUGCGUCUGACCAGCGAUCAGCUCAAGGCUCUGGAUCUGAAGCCCGGCGAAAAUUCCAUGAGCUUCACCGUGAACCGCGCGACUUGCUCCGCCAACAUGUAUCUCUGGAAGGAGGAGACCCCCGUCGUCAUCUCGGAUAUCGAUGGCACCAUCACCAAGUCGGACGCCUUGGGCCACGUGCUGAACAUGAUCGGACGAGACUGGACGCACGCUGGCAUUGCAAAGCUCUACAGCGACAUCUCCUUGAACGGCUACAACAUCAUGUAUCUGACCUCGCGGUCCGUUGGACAAGCCGACACUACCAGGGCAUACCUCAAUGGCAUUGUUCAGGAGGGAUGUCGGAUGCCGCCUGGACCCACCAUCCUGUCUCCAGAUAGGACCAUGGCAGCGUUGCGUCGUGAGGUGUACCUGCGAAAGCCCCACGUCUUCAAGAUGGCUACAUUGCGAGACAUUCGCAACCUCUAUGGCCCGGACCGCCUCGCCUUUUACGCUGGCUUUGGCAACCGACUCACGGACCAAAUCUCGUACAGGACCGUCGACGUGCCUCGAACGAGGAUCUUUACCAUCAACUCAAACUCCGAGGUGUCUCUUGACCUGUUGAGUCUUAACAAGCUCAAGAUGAGCUACGUCAACAUCAACGAGGUCGUGGACCAUUACUUCCCGCCGGUGGGCACCCUGGUCAAGGGCGGCGGCGAGGAUUACACCGACUUCAAGUAUUGGCGAGACGACCCGCUGGACCUCGACGAGUUCUCCGCGAGCGACAGCGACGAGCCAGACGCCCCAGCCGACCAGGCCAGUCUGUACUCGGAAGACGACGACGAAGAGGUUGGUGACGGUCUCGCUGACAGCUACAUCUCUCGAGGGUCCAUGGAUGAGGGCGUCGAUGACGAACACCUGGCGCAGUCGAUGGAGAGCGUCGAGGAGGAGGACGACCUUGAGGACGCAGAUGAGGAAGACGGGGACGAGGAGUACGACGACGAAGACGAGGCUGAGUAUGACGAUGAGACGCCGGUGGUUCAGCCGGUCACGAAGACCAAGACUGCCUCUCCUCAAGCGGUGGAGGAGGACGUCUCGGCUGAGGUGAUCACAGGGGUUCGUCACUUAUCCGUGGGCGGGAGCGCAAGCAGACUGAGCUAA